Molecule: messenger RNA, 1103 nt
Organism: Ectocarpus sp. CCAP 1310/34
Lineage: Eukaryota; Phaeophyceae; Ectocarpales; Ectocarpaceae
Source: the annotation of a GenBank genome assembly
UGAACUCCUGAACUUGCCCUCACACACAAACCAGAUCGGACUCAAUACUCAACAGGGCAGCUUCGAGGAAAUGUCAUCGUCGAGGAGAAAGAGCAAGGACCCUGCAGACUGCGAGGACCCAGCCUGCACAGACAUGGCGGAUCUUCUCCGAAAGGGGAGGGCUCUUGCCGCAAAGAACAAGGAGAAGGCGGCGACGAGUACCGCUACUGAUGGUAAGGCCGCGGGUGGUCGAGCACAACCGAGUUCUUCUGCGGCGGAAAUGGAAGAGCAUGCUGCAAGUUCUUCCAGAAACGAUGGAUGUCCGCUUGACAAGGGCGAGCUGGGAGCCGCCACCUGGGGGUUGAUACACACAACCGCGGCACACUACCCAGAAAAGCCUUCGAAGGAGACACAAGACCAGGCAAGGGCUCUCGUGACCGGCCUGGCUGGCUUGUACCCUUGCACCUACUGCCGGAAAGACUUUCGGGAAGAAGUCCGCAAGCUGCCGCCAGAUGUGAGUUCCCGCGUAGCGCUAUCGCUGUGGGCGUGUCAGCAGCACAACCUGGUGAACGAAAAGAUCGGAAAGCCGACCUUCCGCUGUACGCUGCCCGCCCUCGACGAGAGAUGGAAGCAGGGAAAACCAUCAUGUUGGGAGGGGGGCGCUAAAGACGUUUGAUUGGCCGGUGGAAUGACCGAGAUGGAGCGCUUAUGUGUGGAUACCGUUGAGUUUGGAUGGUUCGGUUCACCCGAAGCAACCUUGGAGCCUGGUAGAACAGUGAUGGCGCUCUAGACGGGGAGACUUGACCACAUCUAGUAUCUAGCAGAGUUGGCCACCGUUCAUACAUGCCUAAACGAAUAGAGGGACACGAAAAACCAAAGCUCCUCUCGGGAACGAUUUCUCAGUUCGCGCUUGGGUGCUUAGUGCACGGUAAUAUUUGGAUGGUAACCGCCCAGCACGGUGACUCCCGUACGGGAACUAGCCACCACGGGAAUGCACGGGAACGCUUGGGUAAUAACUUGGCACCACGGUAAUGUCGCGGUAACGGGCCACCACGACAAUCCACCACGCACGGUAGUAGUGCACGGUAACGUGGGAUGGAAAAAUGCAACAAAGCGAUGCACUG